Molecule: messenger RNA, 1487 nt
Organism: Halteromyces radiatus
Lineage: Eukaryota; Fungi; Mucoromycota; Mucoromycetes; Mucorales; Cunninghamellaceae
Product: P-loop containing nucleoside triphosphate hydrolase protein
Exons: 5
Coding region: 241-1326 (361 amino acids)
Biological process (GO): ribosomal subunit export from nucleus; translational termination; translational initiation
Molecular function (GO): iron ion binding; ATP binding; ATP hydrolysis activity
Source: RefSeq, a predicted model, not a curated record
AGAAUUGCAAAACUAUUUUACCAAGAUCUUGGAAGAUAACUUGAAGAUCAUAUUCCCAAGGUGGUCAGUGGUCAAGUGGGUGCCCUUUUGGAAGAAAAAUUGGAACGCGAUAAUUUUGAUUCCAUUGUGGAUUCUUUAGAUCUUCGUGAUGUUUUGCAACGUGAAGUGGGUCAACUUUCUGGUGGUGAAUUGCAACGUUUCGCUAUUGGUGUUGUGGCUGUUCAAAAGGCUAACGUUUAUAUGUUUGAUGAACCUUCUUCUUAUCUUGAUGUCAAGCAACGUUUGAAUGCUGCUCGUGUGAUCCGUUCUUUACUCGCUUCAGAUACUUAUAUCAUUGUUGUGGAACACGAUUUGUCUGUAUUGGAUUAUCUCUCUGAUUAUGUGUGUAUUUUGUAUGGUAUGCCCUCUGCUUAUGGUGUUGUUACCCUUCCUGCUUCUGUUCGUGACGGUAUCAACAUUUUCUUGGAUGGUAAUAUUCGUACUGAAAACUUGCGUUUCCGUGAAGAAUCUUUGACUUUCAAGAUUGGUGAAGUUGCUGAAGAAGAAAGUGUAGCCAAGCAUCGCAAUUACAAGUAUCCUGAUAUGGUCAAAACUAUGGGUGAUUUCAAACUGGAAGUGAAAGCUGGUGAAUUCACUGAUUCUGAAAUUGUGGUAAUGUUAGGACAAAACGGUACUGGUAAGACAACCUUCAUUCGAUUACUGGCUGGUUUGUUAAAACCUGAUGGCGAAAACCAAAUUCCUGAACUCAAUGUUUCCUACAAACCUCAAAAGAUCUCCCCCAAGUUCAAGGGUACUGUGCGUAUGUUGUUCAUCAAGAAGAUCAAGGCUGCUUUCUUGAACCCUCAAUUCAAUACGGAUGUGAUGAAACCUCUCAAUAUUGACAACAUUAUCGAUCAAGAAGUGACCCAUUUGUCUGGUGGUGAAUUGCAACGUGUCGCUAUUGUUCUUGCCUUGGGUCAACCUGCUGAUAUCUAUUUGAUCGAUGAACCUUCUGCCUACUUGGAUUCCGAACAACGUAUUAUUGCUGCCAAGGUCAUCAAGCGUUUCAUUGUUCACUUCAAGCGCACCGCCUUUAUUGUCGAACACGAUUUCAUCAUGGCUACUUAUUUGGCUGAUCGUGUCGUUGUAUAUGAAGGUACUCCCUCAGUCCAUGCUAUCGCCAACUCUCCUCAAUCUCUCUUGACUGGUAUGAACAAAUUCUUGGCCUCCUUGGAAAUCACCUUCCGACGUGAUCCUACUAAUUACCGCCCUCGUAUCAACAAAUUGGACUCUCAAUUGGAUCAAGAACAAAAGUUGAGCGGCAACUAUUUCUUCAUGGAUGCUUAGAUGAUAGUUUUUGAUGAUGAUAAUGUUUAGAUUAGUUUAUUUUUUUUUUUGUAAUAUUUUAGGAUAGUGAUUUUAUUUUUUAUUUAGUAAAAAUAAAAAGAAUUCAAUAAAAUGAUUUGUGAAACUGACGAAGAAUCAUCAGUGUGUUUUCCAUAAUAGUA